Ornithorhynchus anatinus (platypus) is the source of this 2513-nucleotide messenger RNA. RefSeq names its product cytochrome b561. Gene Ontology annotation, cellular component: lysosomal membrane. Gene Ontology annotation, molecular function: oxidoreductase activity. The coding region runs from base 245 to 1012 and encodes 255 amino acids. The record is from RefSeq and is a predicted model, not a curated record. The transcript has 6 exons. NCBI's taxonomy places the organism in Eukaryota, Metazoa, Chordata, Mammalia, Monotremata, Ornithorhynchidae.
GCCUGGGGGCGGAAGGACCGGUCGAGCCGGCUGGACGCCUCCCGGGCCGGCGCCCCGCCCCUCGCCCCUCGCCCCCCGCUUUCUGUUCCUCUCCGCCGGGGGUCGGCAGCGGAGCGCGUGGGGCCGUGCCCGGGUCGGGGGGCCCUCGGUGUCUGUCGGGGGUCCGGUGACCCCGCUCCCCUUCCCCCCUUCUCCAGCUCCCCUGGCGGGGGGGGGGAGCCGCGGCGGCAGAGCGGUCCCCAGCAUGGAGAAUGGCGAUGGCGGCGGCAGGGCGCCCACCCCCGCGGGGCUGCCCUACUACGUGGCUCUAUCCCAACUCCUGGGCCUGGCCAGCGUGGCGGCCACGGGAGCCUGGCUGGGGCUCUACCGCGGGGGCAUCGCCUGGGAGAGCGCCCUCCAGUUCAACGUUCACCCGCUCUGCAUGGUCAUCGGCAUGAUCUUCCUGCAGGGGGACGCCUUGCUGGUCUACCGGGUCUUCAGGACCGAGUCCAAGCGCACGACCAAAGUCCUGCAUGGACUGCUGCAUGUCGCCGCCUUCGUUUUUGCCCUGAUCGGGCUGGUGGCGGUGUUUGACUAUCACAGGAAGAAGGGUUAUGCCGACCUGUACAGCUUACAUAGCUGGUGCGGACUCCUCGUCUUCAGCCUCUACUUCAUUCAGUGGCUGGCUGGCUUCAGCUUCUUCCUGUUCCCCGGAGCGUCUUUCUCCCUCCGCAACCUGUACCGGCCGCAGCACGUCUUCUUCGGGGCGGCCCUCUUCCUGCUGUCCGUGGGCACGGCCCUGAUGGGCAUCAAGGAGGCCCUGCUGUUUGGACUAGGGACCAAGUACAGCCUCUUCCCAGCCGAGGGCAUCCUGGCCAACGUCCUGGGCCUGCUCCUCCUCUCCUUCAGCGUGGUGGUCACCUACAUCCUCACCCGGCCCGGCUGGCGGCGGCCUCCCCGGCCCGAGGAGCAGGCCCUCUCCAUGGACUUCAAAACCCUGACCGAAGGGGACAGCCCCGGGGCCGGCCAGUGACGGCCACGAGGUGGGGAUGAGUGCCCCCUCCUAACCUCGGCCAGCUGUAUGUGCUGUGGUGUCUGUCUCCCCUGCCUCACCUUCCCCCUGCCACCCGCCUCCUCCCGCCUCCCCAGGGCAGAACGGGAUGUUAGAAGCCAGUCGCCCACCCCAUCCACCCACACCCACCCGCACCCACCCGACUCUGCUCUGGGGGUGAAGGCAGAAAGUGGCACCUCUGCUGCCGGCACCCUUCACCACAGCGGCGCAGAGAGCCAGUGGGGUGGUCGGUUGGUCUGCCUCGGUGCCCGGCCCGUGGCCCAGGGAUGGGGCCGGCAUUGGGACUGGCUGUCAGUCCUCCUCGGUGUCCGGCCUGGGGCCUGGGCUGCGGGGCCAGCAGCACUCCCUGCCUCCCUGCCUCCAGAGCGGAGCCGGAGCGGGGCCCAGCUCCGACCUGACGCUCCCUGCGGGCCGCCUCGCUAACCCCGGAUCUCCUUAGUUUCCAAGUGGCUGAGGCUGGGCCGUGGGGCUGGAGGGCUAGCACCCAUGGGUUGGAAGAUGGGGGUGUCUGAGUGUUUGUACGCAAGUGCCCUCCUCACCCCUAUAGUGAAAAAUUGCACCUACUGCUUUCUGUUUUAAGGAGGCCCCUCCUCCUCCCUGGACCCGUCCCCGCCCUUCCUCCUUCCGGUCCUCCUGUGUUCCUUCUCCCGUGGCCUCUGGGGCUGAGAACCCUCUCUCGCUCCAGUAGCCGAGGUUGUGGGGACCGUGUCCCCGGCCCCUUGCCUCAGUGGGCUUUAGUUGGUUCUGGAACUGUUGCUGUAGUCUCGGCCUCGGGCCGGUAACAAUACGUGAAUGGUGUCUCAGUCUCCCCCUCCCCGCGCUGCUCUCUCUCUCCCUCAGCCCUGCACGUGCGUGUGGUGGUCCUGCCUCCUGUCGCUUGGCCCCGCGCCCCAAGCUCAUCCCUCCCGAGGCUCAGGCCUCAGCCAACUGUUAACCUUUUUAGGGAGGUGGGGGCGGGGGGUUGGGGGCGGCUGGGGGGCCUAGACGCUCCCCAGCCAGGCUUGGCCUGCGUUUCUCAGAGCCAGUGUUCCAGCUGUGCAGAAUGGAAGUCCCACGAGGGCAGGGCCUUCCGCCCCUAGGAGCCUGCCUGACACAGCUGGCGGGGGGGGCGGGACCUAGACCCUGCCGACCCCUUGGCAAAAUAAAAACCACACACUGGGAAGGAAUCUGAGCCAGACUGGGAAGAGUCAUUGCCUAAUUCUUGGAAAUGGUGGGAUAGUUCCCAAAAGUGAUUUUUCUGCUGGCAGGACUAAGGGCAGGGGUCUGCCAAUAAGGGCUGGUGCGGCCAGCGCCCUGCCUUAUCAGGACCCGUUUCCCCUCAGUCCAACCACCCGCUCCCCCGGUGCCCCUCCUUCCCCCUCCUCCGCCCCGGCUCCUCUCCUGCGGCGAUGUCCACGGUGGCAUCUGUGUGUGCGUGUGGCCGAUGGGACUGAUCGAAUAAAUGUGUGCAGCUCACCUCUUA